This is a messenger RNA of Sarcophilus harrisii (Tasmanian devil), 1391 nucleotides long. RefSeq names its product growth differentiation factor 1 (gene GDF1). Gene Ontology annotation, biological process: SMAD protein signal transduction; BMP signaling pathway. Gene Ontology annotation, molecular function: growth factor activity; cytokine activity. The record is from RefSeq and is a predicted model, not a curated record. NCBI's taxonomy places the organism in Eukaryota, Metazoa, Chordata, Mammalia, Dasyuromorphia, Dasyuridae. Gene Ontology annotation, cellular component: extracellular region. The transcript has 2 exons. The coding region runs from base 105 to 1241 and encodes 378 amino acids.
GCCCCGGGGUGCCCCGGACCCCGGGGAUGCCCGGGCCUAUAAGGCCGCGGGAGCAGGAGCUUGGCCAGCGCAGACCUCCGGCCCGGGGCGCAGCAUAGAGGAAGAUGCGGGCUCUGCAGCUUCUUUCCCCCCUGCCCUGGCUCCUGCUCCUUCCCCUUCUCCUGCCCCUGGCCCAGCCCGCUCUGGCCCAGCCCCAGCCCGGGGCCCUCUCGCCCCAAGCCAGUGCCCUGCUCCAGACCCUGGGAUUGAGUCCUCCCUCUGGGCCCCCUCCCACCCGCCCCGUCCCCUCAGUCAUGUGGCGGCUCUUCCAAAGGGGCACCGAGGCCGCAGAGCCCCAGGACCUGCCCCAGGAGUCCCAGCCCCUGCCCUGCCACGUGGAGGAGCUGGGCGUCCCCGGGAACAUCGUGCGGCACGUCCUGGAUGGCGGUGCCUCUGCCCCACCAGAGCCAGCCUCGGGCUCCCUGUGCCUGGAGAAGCCCCUUUUCUUCAACCUUUCAUUCCUAGACCUUAAGGAGCAGCUGACCCUGGUCCGCCUGGAGUUGAACUUCGGUGCCCCCGGGGACCUUGCCCCCGACCAGGGCUGGGAGCUGAGCCUGGCGCAGGCCCAGGGCCCCCGGCUGUGGGGACAGCCCCUGCACUGGCACCAGCGAGAAGUGCUGCUGAGCCGCACAGUGCCCAGCCUGCGCGACCCCCUCUACUUUGACAUGCUGUCCUUGGGCCUGAUGGGGAAUUCCACCUUCCCCCACAACUUGAGCCUCGUCUUGGAGGUGUUGCCCGCUAGAGAGGGCGCCCUGCCUCCGGGAUCGUGCAGCAUGCUGGGGCGGUCCCUGGAGGCCUCCCUGCUGGUGGUGACCCUCGACCCCCAGCUGUGCCAGCCCGCCCCCAGGAAGCGCCGCGCCACCCACCACUCUCCGGACAGCCCCGACCCACCUUGUGCGGCCCGGCAGCUCUACAUCAACUUCCAGGAAGUGGGCUGGCACAACUGGAUCAUUGCCCCUCGAGGCUUCAUGGCCAAUUACUGUCAAGGGCACUGCUUCUUCCCCACUGCCACCAAGAUCUCCAGUUUGAACCACGCCGUGAUGCAGUCCCUGAUGCACUCGGUGGCUCCGGCCACGACGCCCCCCCCCUGCUGUGUUCCCGUGAAGCUCUCGCCCAUCUCCGUCCUCUUCUACGACAACAGUGACAAUGUGGUCCUCCGGCACUAUGAGGACAUGGUGGUGGACGAAUGUGGGUGCCGAUGAGGGGAGCCUGGGCCCGGGGGGCAGGGAAGAGCGCCUGGCCUCCAUCCCUUCCUGCCAAAGGGGAAUCCCCGUGUGUAUGUGGGCUUGCCCCCGUGUGUAUCCUGACCUUAAAAACCUGACUAAUAAAACUGCUGGGUUUGUUUUGGUUUG